Molecule: messenger RNA, 291 nt
Organism: Truncatella angustata
Lineage: Eukaryota; Fungi; Ascomycota; Sordariomycetes; Amphisphaeriales; Sporocadaceae
Product: NADH-ubiquinone oxidoreductase B12 subunit family-domain-containing protein
Exons: 3
Coding region: 1-291 (96 amino acids)
Biological process (GO): mitochondrial respiratory chain complex I assembly; electron transport chain
Cellular component (GO): mitochondrion
Source: RefSeq, a predicted model, not a curated record
AUGUUUCCUACAAGGUUACUACGAGCGAGCCACGGCGAGAGGCCCAACAUCACCGGCUUCGACGUCAGAAAGUUCGUCGCCUCAUCUGGCCAGCCGAGAUACGACCCAUGGGAGAGAGCCGAGGCAUGGCGCUACACUGGGCAGUUCUCGAGGUGGAACCGAUUCAAGCGUGGCUUCCCCGGCCUGGGAAUUGCCACUGUGGCCUUCGCCGCCUACUGCGGAUAUGAGUACCUCUUUUUGAAGGAUGACCACCACCACGGCGACGAGCCUGCCACUACUGCCGGACACUAG